UGUCAAUACUCGAUCGUAAACAUGAGUUUUAAAAUAUCCAUUUAUUUACCAUUCAUUCUCAUGACCAUGCUUCUUCUCCACGUAUCGUGUUUACUCGUUGAUACUAUAUACAAUAAUAAUAAUAACAAUCCCUCCGAGUGGGAGGAGGGUUCUGGAUAUUAUCUACCAUCAUCUUCUGGCAUAACCAAUAGUAGGAUUGAUGAGAUGGAAGCAGAUGCAUGGUCUAUGGUGCAGAAAAACGGGAACCAAUUCACAGUCAACGGCCAGCCAUUUUACGUUAACGGGUUCAACACUUACUGGUUAAUGGUCUUUGCUGUUGAUGCUUCUACCAGAGGUAAAGUGACUGAGGUAUUUCAACAGGCAUCUUCUGUUGGAUUAUCUGUUUGCAGAACGUGGGCUUUCAACGAUGGCCAAUGGCGAGCUCUUCAGAAAUCCCCUUCCCUUUACGACGAAGACGUUUUUAAGGCGUUGGAUUUCGUCGUGAGUGAAGCUAAGAAGUACAAAAUAAGGUUGAUAUUAUCCUUCGUUAAUAACUGGGAAGCAUAUGGAGGCAAAUCACAGUAUGUUAAAUGGGGUAAAGCUGCUGGCCUCAAUUUAACUUCUGAUGAUGAUUUCUUUUCUCAUCCAACCAUCAAAUCCUAUUACAAGUCCCAUGUUAACACAGUGCUAAACAGAAUGAAUACUGUAACAAAUAUAACGUACAAAGACGAUCCUACUAUUUUCGCUUGGGAACUGAUGAACGAGCCUCGCUGUGAAUCCGAUCCCUCUGGAGAUAAGUUGCAGAAUUGGAUUGAAGAAAUGGCAGUUUAUGUGAAAAGCAUUGAUCCAAAGCAUUUGGUGGAGAUUGGCCUUGAAGGUUUCUAUGGUCCUUCUACUCCUAAUAAACUUCAAAAUAACCCCAACACUUAUGCUCAACAAGUUGGCACUGAUUUUAUCCGCAAUCAUCAAGUUCUUGGGGUUGAUUUUGCUUCUGUUCACAUCUAUCCUGAUUCUUGGAUAUCUCAACCAACGGCGGAAGCACAAGUUGCAUUCACAAAAUCGUGGAUACAAUCCCACAUCGACGAUGCUGAGAAUUUCCUAGGAAUGCCAGUUGUGUUUUCAGAAUUUGGAGUCUCCACAAAAGAUCCAAACUACACUAUAACUUUUAGGAACACCCUCAUAAGCACAGUGUACAACACCGUCUUGAACUCUACCAAGAGAGGAGGCGGUGGAGGCGGGACCCUCUUGUGGCAGCUGUUUCCGGAAGGUACAGAUUACAUGGACGAUGGAUAUGCUGUUGUUCUCUCCAAGUCUCCCUCGACUUCGAAUAUCAUAUCUAUUCAGUCCAACAGGCUAAACACCUUCAAUUCCUUGUGUUCUUGGAACUGCCGAUGGGGUUGUAAGAAGAAGCAUCUUAUGCAUAACUCACUCUACCACAACGAGCUUUGAUAAUGCAAUUAGCUAUGCCUCUUAUGUAUUAUUAACAACAAACUCAUGAAUAAAUUUAGAUAAUAAUAUUACUAUUUA
Erythranthe guttata (spotted monkey flower) is the source of this 1506-nucleotide messenger RNA. It is a transcript of the gene MAN6, whose product is annotated as Glycosyl hydrolase superfamily protein. The record is from RefSeq and is a predicted model, not a curated record. NCBI's taxonomy places the organism in Eukaryota, Viridiplantae, Streptophyta, Magnoliopsida, Lamiales, Phrymaceae. Gene Ontology annotation, biological process: polysaccharide catabolic process. Gene Ontology annotation, molecular function: mannan endo-1,4-beta-mannosidase activity.